Molecule: messenger RNA, 240 nt
Organism: Neomonachus schauinslandi (Hawaiian monk seal)
Lineage: Eukaryota; Metazoa; Chordata; Mammalia; Carnivora; Phocidae
Product: translation machinery-associated protein 7-like
Exons: 1
Coding region: 1-240 (79 amino acids)
Source: RefSeq, a predicted model, not a curated record
AUGAGGCUACAAGAAACAACAAAGAUGAUGUAUAAAGGGUUUGAAGGGAGGUCUGGCCACGAAGGUGGCAAGAAGCCCCUGAAGCAGUCCAAGAAGCAGGCCAAGGAGAUGGACGAGGAAGAUAAGGCAUUCAAGCAGAAACAGAAAGAAGAGCAGAAGAAACUCGAGGAGCUAAAAGCGAAGGCCGUGGGGAAGGGCCCCCUGGCCACAGGUGGAAUUAAGAAAUCUGGCAAAAAGUAA